CGACUGCGGCAUUUCGACUUUCUGGCCAUCCACUUCCAGGUCCUCCAGCUCCUUGAAGUACUUUUCCUUUAAGCAGUGGAGAAUCUCUCUGGCGUGGCUGCACAGGAGGGAGACACACAGCAUGAGGCAGGACGGGGACUCGCCUUCCCCGGGCAGCAGGGCACUCAUAUUUCCUCUUCUGAUCCGGGAAGGAAAGCCAACACCAUUUUUCACUUUUGCGCUGGCACUUCUGUUCUGUGUUUACAAUGGAUACUUGCAAGGCCGAAGCUUAAGCAACUAUGCAAAAUACCCUUCAGGCUGGUUAAAAGAUCCAUGCUUUAUUACAGGUUUUAUGGGGUGGUUGAUUGGCAUGGCAGUCAAUAUUCAUUCUGAUCAUAUUCUCAGAAAUUUGAGAAAACCAGGGGAAACUGGCUACAAGAUACCAAGAGGAGGAAUGUUUGAGUAUGUCAGUGGAGCCAACUUUUUUGGAGAGAUCCUGGAAUGGUUUGGGUUCGCCCUUGCCUGCUGCACCAUUGAAAGCCUUGCAUUUGCAUUGUGCACUCUUUUCAUCUUGGGUUCAAGGGCAAAACAACACCACCAAUGGUACCUUGAGAAAUUUGAAGAUUACCCGAAGAACAGAAAAAUUGUGAUCCCAUUUGUGUACUGAGCUGUCCUUUUAACAUUGGUUUGUGAAAUGGAUGCUUUCUGUGACAGCUAAUACUUUACAGGUGGUACUCUGAUCAUCACUGUGAAAAGGCCUUGCAUCAGUACUACUUAGCUACUGCUUUUCCUUUUCAUGAAAACCUGGAAUCUGAUGGAGGUGGUGAAUAGGAAUGGAAACACUUUCAGCAGUUGUGCACCAUCAUAAAUACGUUGGGCAAUGUGUCUGAGUUCGCAUUACGGAAAAUACUGUAUGGGACUUCCGGUGCUUCCUUUUCUUUCUAUGCAGGCUUCUGCUGUUUCCACUCAAUAUAGCCACUGUUCUGAGCAUUAUGCUGUUAGUCCAGUCACCCUCACUGCAGUCUGGAUGGUGUUUUACUUGCCAGCAUACACAAAUGGGGUCAGUUUUCUCCCUCUACUUUCCUAUCCUUUAUUCCACCAACAUGCGUCUCCAGGAGAGCUGCUGAUGCAGACCAAGGACAUUAGAUGAAUACAGUUGCUGUUAGGUGAAGGACAGUGUUCUUCCUCCUCUGCAUAGGUAAGACUUAACACCAUUUAUAUAAACAGUUUCUUGCUACCUUUCCCAAAUAAUAGAUUUUCAUCUACCUCGCAAUUUGAUAACUAUCUCAAUAUUAAUCUGUUUUCUCACUCCAGACUGUUUUUUGGAAGACAUUAUGUAUUUUGGGAUACUUAGGCCAGUACAGCACUGCGAACAAUUGUGUAAUGUUUUCUAACUUACUUUAUAAAAAACCUUGGAUUUUUACAAGAACUCCUUACUAUGCUGUUUUAAAAAAAAUCAAGUGUCUUCCUGCUCCUGUUGAUAACACCAUAUGAUUUUAUAUUUAAAAAAUCUGGAGUCUUCUAGUGCUGCUUGUUUUACUAAUGUCAGUUCUCAUACACCUACAUUUUUCUCCUGAAGGACUCCAGAAGGGUUUCAGAAACAUGAUUGAAUCCCAGGUAUCCUGACUUUCAAGUUUAAGGCAUAUCUGCAUCCUUAGCAUACUUGUGAUGCUAAAGAAUUUUUCAGAAUUGCUGAAAAAGAAAAUUCUAAGAAAUUCUACAGGAAACUUAGAAAAACUAAAACCACAAACCAAAACCAGUACUUGCUACACUGAAGUCCUGGCUGUCAUUAAGGAUUUAUUCAGUUGUGUAGCAAAAAAGUCUAUUGUUAUAGACUGAAAUAGUCAAAGGAAGGGUGGGAGGGAAACUGGCAGUCCUGUAGUGAUAACUUAUCUAGAGUUAAGCCCUUGGACUGCCAGUUGCUCCUCGUAGCAUUGACAGGGAUGACCAAUCUUGCUCUCCAAAUACUAUUCAAAUAAUCCCAAAUAAUAUCCAAAAUGUCCAGUUCCAAGAGCAUGUAGUAUUAUCUAUUCAUUUAAUACUAGUGUCAUUACUCAAUUUUCAGGUUGCUUAAUAAUUUCUUUAGUGUUUAUAUAUUUCCUUAGUGUUUUACAGGAAGUUUGAGGCUUCCCUUGUAUUUGUUAUCACACUAUAAUUUGAUAUUUGAUCCUAGCUGUUCUGAUGAACAUGAAGUACCCUAGGGAGAGGAGGGUGAGGAGGAUGACUUAUUCUUCAGUAUAUUAGAAGUACUAAAGUGGAGUUAGUGGACAAAAGAAGUUCAGUAGGAUCACUUAAAUCAUAUUCUGAAGAGACUUUUAGAAAUUUAGUCUUAGCUAUUAAGAUAUUUCUAAACCAUAUCACAUCCCUGUGGCAGUUUUUCUAAAUCUUGGUAUCUGAAUCAUCCAGCUAUCAAAAUCUGGUUUAGGGGAAGAAUAUAGGAUUCAAAGAGCACUGUUUACUCUUGCAUAGUUUAAAUACUUGCAUAGUUUGUGGUAAAUUAAUAUAUCUUUAGGGAUAUUUGUCAUUAAAAAAAAUCGCUAAUGGGACAAGCAACCAGUAAAAACAAAAAUCUGGCUGCAGCACUUUAGUUUCUAAUCUACCGCCUCAUUUUUAUUUUUUGGCCUUUAUUAAAAGGCAGAUAUUAUUUUAAUAGUAAACAGUGAGAAACUGCUUAGUGUUAAGUAUGUAUCCUCAUAUUUAAGAGCUGUGGCUCUCUGUAAGUGGUAGUUUUUAUCAUAGUUAAUAGAAAAUUUGUACUGAUGCCUCAGUUUUGCUGUGGUGCUGUGCUGCUAAAUAUCUUGACUAAAAAUUCAUCUAAUUUGCUGACAUAAUGUUAAUUUAUGGUUAACCUAUAGCAGGAUGGGGAUAUGAUGCUUGACAGCUGAUCUGUGUCCUUUCUCUUUUUAUGAAAAAGAAAAGCUAAGGUCUAAGGGGUGUUAAUAUCAGUGUGUUUAGAAAUUUGGGUUAAUUGGCUAUUUAAAAAAUAAAGACAGUUUUGUUCUUUGUGUGUUUAUAUUUUAUAUUCUCGUUAUACUGGUGGAACCUUCCUUGAGUAAAAUGCAGAAUUUGAGGCAGUUCAUUAGAGGAACAGCUGAGGGAACUGGGUUCUUCUUUUAGCCUGGAGAAAAGGAUGCUAAGGGGAAACCUUACCACUCUUUACAACUGCCUAAAAGGAGGAUGGUGCAUGGUGGGUGUCAGUCUCUUCUCUCAAACAACAGGAGGUUAGAUUGGAUAGGAGGAAAAAUUUCUUCACCAACAGGGUUGUUAGGAACUGGAACAGGCCGCCUACGGAAGCACCCAGGUGGAAUCACCGUCCCUGAAGGUAUUUAAAAAGACGCAUGUAGGUGUCACAUUUAGAGAUAUGAUUUAGUGAUGCACUUGGCUGUGCUAGGUUAAUGGUUGAACCUGACGAUCUUACGGGUCUUUUCUAACCUAAAUGAUUCUAACAUUCUUGCAUUUCAAGACCAAGGUACAUUGGAGAAAAGCAUACAGUCAACUUGGUCAAAUGCUAGAACUGCCUUUUGUUUAAACAAUAUCCUGUUUAUUUAUCAACACUUCACUCAUGCUCCCUUCCCCUUUCAGCACCUUACAGAUUUUCUCUGUUUGAAAAUAUCUGAUACUGAAAAAUAUUUUCCUGAAAAUAUGUAGUGUGAAAGUGAAUUGUUCUGCCUGUUCCAGAAGGAGAAAGCAUGUAUGCUUGCUACUGGGCAUAAUAUCUGUUGCAAUUUUUAACAGAGACAUUUCUAUCUUUCCCCGAAAUCCUCUACUAAUAAAGUAAUGGUUUGCAGGGUCUUGCUUGAGUACUUUUUUUCCUGCUAGUAAUCCUUGCUGCAACUUGUGAAGGUUGACCAAGGCUUUUGUACCAUUGAUUUCAUUAUCUCAAAUGAGGUCUUGAGGACUGCAAUAGUAAGGUUGUAUUAGAAUAACAUAGAUGGAUAUGGGAACUUGACAAGAUGUACUCAAAAAAAUAAAUCAUUAAAAGUCACAAGUUUGGG
Molecule: messenger RNA, 3974 nt
Organism: Melopsittacus undulatus (budgerigar)
Lineage: Eukaryota; Metazoa; Chordata; Aves; Psittaciformes; Psittaculidae
Gene: SRD5A1
Product: steroid 5 alpha-reductase 1
Exons: 5
Coding region: 122-646 (174 amino acids)
Biological process (GO): lipid metabolic process
Molecular function (GO): oxidoreductase activity, acting on the CH-CH group of donors
Source: RefSeq, a predicted model, not a curated record